AUGUGUUGAUUGUGUUAUGUACUCUCAUCGAAACCCACCUAAUUGGGCUUGGGUUGGGCCUAGCAUUGCACGAGCCGAUCAAAAGUCAACAAAUACGAAUCCUCCGCAACAGUUUCUUCACGUUCACGAGAGCAUCCGCUCCAGACUCCAGAGGGAACUGGCACCGGUGGUCUGGAACUGAAACACAAUAAUCCUCCUGGACUUGAUUCUGGGGACAUCGAAACAGACGGGAUCGAGUUAAGCCGGGAAAGAUGACGGAGGCAGUGAUAAGGAAGAAACCAGGGAUGGUUAGCGUGAAGGAGAUGCCGCUUCUGCAGGACGGACCUCCGCCUGGUGGUUUCCCUCCUGUACGGUACGCUCGCCGGAUCCCUACAAAGGGCCCCAGUGCCCUUGCCAUUUUCCUCACUGCAUUGGGUGCUUUCUCAUGGGGCAUGUAUCAGGUCGGCAAGGGCAACAAGAUAAGAAGGGAGCUCAAGGAAGAGAAAUAUGCUGCUCGCAGGGCAAUAUUGCCCAUUCUUCAAGCUGAAGAGGAUGAAAGAUUUGUUAAAGAGUGGAAGAAAUAUCUGGAAGAGGAGGCUCGAAUCAUGAAAGACGUGCCUGGCUGGAAAGUUGGUGAAAGUGUCUACCAUUCUGGGAGAUGGAUGCCCCCGGCAACUGGGGAGCUGCGACCUGAUGUCUGGUAAAAAAAAGGAUCUUAAUGUUCAGACUACAAGCGAGUGAAGGCAGGAAGACUUUAAACAAUAAAUUGUUUUUCAAUCUCAACUUCGUUGAUAUUUUAUGUGGAGGUUUAUGCAUAUGUAGGAUCGGAACUGCCAUCAGUGGCUUGUGUAUUCAAUAAUUUCAUUGGUACUUUGGAUUAAAUUCUUUUCUUAUACGUUUUUCAGUUGUUUGAAGGGUAAAUUACAGAUAGGUACCCUGUACCCUGAACUUUAAAUUACAACACUUGUACCUUGAACUCUCAUUUUAAGGCAUUACAUAAUGCUUUGUGUAUUUUCAAACUGUUUUGCCCUUCUGAUGUAUAAACCCCAAUUUGUAAA
Nelumbo nucifera (sacred lotus) is the source of this 1037-nucleotide messenger RNA. Its product is annotated as NADH dehydrogenase [ubiquinone] 1 alpha subcomplex subunit 13-B. The record is from RefSeq and is a predicted model, not a curated record. NCBI's taxonomy places the organism in Eukaryota, Viridiplantae, Streptophyta, Magnoliopsida, Proteales, Nelumbonaceae. Gene Ontology annotation, cellular component: respiratory chain complex I.